CUGUGAGGGAGCUCUUUGUUCAAACACUUUGUCUGUUAUGGGUUGUUCUGAUUUCUCAGGGAUAACAAACACUGAUUCCUUCAUGGGGAACAGCGGUUGCUUUGUUACUCAUACUCAAUUUCCUGUCAGCCUUGGAAAUGGGGCAUACUCUGUCACAUGAAGCUGGGUGUUCUGUUUCUGUAACAUUCAGAAUGUGGGGGUUAAAAGAGAGUUACAGGUGUCUUCAGCAGGCAGUUGGGUGGGAUAGGUGGUUCAUGAGAGUGGUCCUGUUGUGGAGGUGGCCUCAGCAAGCAUGCAGAUGGGGACGUUUCUUGCACGUCCUUCAUACACAGUAUAAAAAUCUGCACCGGGAUGAAUCUCAUUAAGGAGUGGGAAGAUGUAGGUGAUGAUGCAAGUGAUGAGUGCCAAGGUCCAGAUUACAGAUAUAGAAGGGGUGAGCUCUUUAGAAGACUCAAGGUUUCCACCUUUGCUCAGCUGGUCAUUCAGGUUGCCUCAGUGUCAGAUGAUGAGAUUAAUGGAGAAACACAGAAUCUAAAUGACAUCCCCACUGUAUCACCCGAAGCACACGGGGACCAUCUUCCCGAGGAUCAUCUUUCUGAGGACCCUUACAGCUGUCUGCCGACAACGCCUGUGCAGUUUGAUGAUAACAGUGUUGAUGUGGAUGUGGAACUCUCCCCACGGUCCACGCUACAAAGCGUCAUCAGCGGCGUGGGUGAACUGGACCUGGAUGGAGAGAGAUGUGUGAAACUUGCGGCAGUGUGCGGCCCCCAGAGUUGGGAGUCGCCCUACGCAGACUGUCCCUACCUGCUGCUGGACGUGCGCGACAGGGAUGAGUACGACCAGUGCCACGUGAUCAGCGCUCACAGCUACCCCGUGGCUACUCUAUCGCGGACGAUGAACCCCUACAUCAAAGAGGUGCUGGACUACAAAAAUGCUCUUGGUAAGAUUAUUAUUCUGUACGAUGAGGAUGAGAGAAUCGCCUCCCAGGCUGCGACUACCAUGUGCGAACGAGGCUUCGAGAACCUCUUCAUGCUCUCUGGAGGGCUGAAGGUGCUCGCUCAGAAGUUUCCGGAAGGCAUGACCACGGGCACCAUCCCAGUCCGUUGCCUGCCCUCUCCCUCAAAUGCUGGACAGCCACGGCACUGUAGCUCCCGCCCUGUAGAGAAGGCGCCCCACCCCGCAGAGAAGAAAUGGCGCUUCACCCAUGAAGAUCUGAGCAAGAUCCAGAUCCAGCUGGAGGAGAUGCUGAUAUCGACUGACAACAGCAGUCGGCUCAGCCGAAUGUCCGUCUCCCGUGCUGAGUCCCAAACUUCCAGCGCAAGAUUCCGGAAAACUCCCUCAGUGACGGGUUCAGAAAGCGCCAGGUCACAGAGCAGCAGGCCCUGGAAAUAACGUUCCCAAACGAAGCUGUGCAUUCCCAGUAACUGCGCAGUUCUGUGCCGACUUCCAGGUUUUGUUUGUGCGCCUCACCUGUGCUUUUAUGCUUCCCGGGUUUGCUUUAUCCCUUCGGUUUGAUCAUGCUUUACAGUUGCUGAAGUCUGUUUUUGUUGAUCGUAUAUAACAGGUUUGUGUUUAUACUAUGCAUCAGACUAGCAAAGGUGUAAACAUAUUACAAUAAUGUCAAGAUACGUUAUCUAACAAAACAUUCGCACUUCACCCUUACAAACCUGCUUUUAUAUUUGUAACUGGUUUACAUGUAGCUAUUUAAUGAUUCUCUUUACUGAAUAUUUGUUCUUAGUGUUUUGCUUGAUUGGAUUAGUCCUUAAGCUUCAGUUAAAUUUAAUAAUAAUUCUCAGCAUGCAGACUGUGUUUACACUAAUGAUUAUGGCAUUAAAUCACAGUGUAACUUUUCUUUGUCCACAAGAAGGUUAAAAUUAUAGCUCUAUUUUGCUGUGUGAAAUAAUGGUCUGCCUGCUUCCAAAAGAAGCAAACUUACCUUUAAAAACAUGUUUUUACAGAAAAGUUCUGUUCCCAAGAUUGUGCUUAAAUAAAAUGCAUUUUCUAAUGGUUUAAAGGAAA
Brienomyrus brachyistius is the source of this 2019-nucleotide messenger RNA. RefSeq names its product centrosomal protein 41 (gene cep41). The transcript is spliced from 9 exons. Gene Ontology annotation, cellular component: ciliary basal body. The record is from RefSeq and is a predicted model, not a curated record. The coding region runs from base 352 to 1392 and encodes 346 amino acids. NCBI's taxonomy places the organism in Eukaryota, Metazoa, Chordata, Actinopteri, Osteoglossiformes, Mormyridae. Gene Ontology annotation, biological process: protein polyglutamylation; cilium assembly.